Molecule: messenger RNA, 957 nt
Organism: Acanthosepion pharaonis
Lineage: Eukaryota; Metazoa; Mollusca; Cephalopoda; Sepiida; Sepiidae
Source: the annotation of a GenBank genome assembly
AUGACAUCGGACCCUAGAAAAGGGUCAACUCACGGGGAGACUGAAUCUUUUUUGGAAAUUUUACUCUCAAGUAACAUUAGACCCCAUCACGAAUUGUCAGUAGGAGAUGCACGAACUCAAUUUGAUAGAUUAGUGUUGCAAGAAUUAGAAAGAGUCAAUAUCGAUUUUGAGGGAAUUACUAAAGAACUGACUGUCCCUUCAGUAGAUACAAAAGAUGGCAUACCAAUCAUUGUGUAUAUCCCUACAAAGCUUCCUGUCAGCCCACCAAUUCUUGUCUAUUUUCAUGGUGGAGGGUUCACCAUGGGAUCAUGUGUACAUGUUGAGGAUACUUGCAAAAUCUUAGCAACGGGUGCGGAGUGUUGUGUGGUUAAUGUUGACUACAGACUUGCCCCAGAAAAUAAGUUCCCUGCAUGUUAUAAUGAUGCAAAGGCUGUGAUGCGUUGGGUGAUGAUGAACAAGUCUCUAGUUGGUGGAAUACAUCGUAGCAUAGUUGGAGUUGCAGGCGACAGUUCAGGGGCCAAUAUAGCUGCAACAGUUUGUCAUGAAGUUCCAGGAAUUUCAUUUCAGAUUCUUGCCUAUCCUUUGGUAGAUCUGACAUGCAGUACUGAAUCCUUUAAAACUUAUGCAGAUGGACCAUUUUUGACCAAAGAAGCUACUGAAAAAUUUAUUGAACAAUUUCUUAAUAAUGAAAAUGAAUGUUACAAUCCCCGUGCUUCUCCUUUAUUUCAAAAAUCAUUUGAUGGAAUUCCACCUGCUUUAUUCAUUGUUGCUGAAUUUGAUCCUGUUCGAGAUGAUUGCCAUGAAUAUGGUAAGAGGAUUCGAGAGAAUGGAAUUAAAUCAAAGUCCCUCCUUGUUCGUGGAACUAUUCAUGGAUUUUUCACUUUACCUGGACACUUCCAAAAAUCAUGCCAGCAAGCAUAUGAAGAAGUGAUUUAUUUCAUCAAAGCUCAAUUAUAA